AUGUCGGCCCAGAAGGAGGAGGCCAGAGGGGCAGCAGGGAGCCCAGAAGCUCCUCCCGUCAGCCCCCAGAUGCCCAGAAUCAGGUGGUCAGAAGAGCAGCCCGUGUGCGCCUUUCCUGGACGCACCCAGCUCCUUAGGACGUGGCCGUUGCCACUGCAGCGCAGACAGUGCCGUGGGAAACGGCAGACGAGCAUGUGGGGCACAGGCUGCGACAGGGGAGCCGACCUGGGGCGCCCAGCAGCCCAGAGCCCGGGCGCCCAGCCCCUGGGGUAUGAAGCCGGGGCGCCGGCUGCAGGGGUGCGCCCACACGGCCCGCCCCUUCCCCGCCCAGAAGCACAGACUCCUGCUUCUCCCAGAGCAAGGCGAGGAGCUGGGGCACGGAGGAAGUGGAGCUUCCGUCUGACGGUGGCCAGCCAGCUGUCGGUUCAUCAGACGGCUCGCGUCAGUCCUCCCAAACCCAGGCCUGCUCCCCGACACACGGCCCUGCCUGCGCACCCAAGCCCUCCCCUCCCUGAUGUUGGACAGUUACUGUAUGCACGUCCGGGACUUCUCAGUGGGCGAAGGGCGCAAGGCCCGCCCGGCCCCAGCCCCGGCUGCGACCCCGCCCCCUGCCAACGGAAGCCCACAGCGGACCCGCUGAGAGGCGCCCCAUUCCUCACAUCUGAGAACGGUCACGUCGCCUGGGGACUUCAGCAUCACAACCGUCAGCCACAGGGAGAGCCUCCUCGUCAAGGCGCAGGCCCCCUGCCGCCCCUGGACAGCCAGCUGACCACCCAGCGGAGGCCGUGCCAGCCAGCUCUGCCCGCCAGUGGGAGGCAGACGGCUGAGCGGGGCUCCGAGAGCGAUUCGUUCCUAGUUAAAGCCUGUCAAGCCUGGGGUGUGGCCAGGCUGGGCCAGUGCCCCGGGGGCUUCGGGAAUGCGCCCCUGGAGGAGGCAUUUGAUUACACGAGGGCACAAAUCGAGGAGAGGGGCGUGGGGACCCCAGAUGUGGGGUGCACUCAGGACAAAGGAAACCGCAGCACCGGCCAGGGACUGUCCCUGGGCUGCCCUCCUGCCCUCUGUAGACUGGAUGUCCCUAUGACCCCCUCCUCGGGUUCGGUUAAUUUGCCAGCGAGGCUCAAAGAACUCAGAGAGACUGUCACCUACGAGAUAACAGAUUUAUUGCAGGAGAUGACUCAGAAACAGCCGAAGGGAAGAGAGGCACGAAGCGAGGCCUGGGUUGUUACAGACAAGAUGACAAAUGACCAGCCCCAGGUCAGCAAACUGAGACGUGACUCGUCUAGGCUUGCCCAGAAACGGGGUCUCAAACCAGACCGCCCGCACCUGCCAGCAAAGCUCCUGACCCCCCUGCAGGACCACGGCCUUGCAGUGAGCAACCCUCUUCUCCGCCUGAGUCACCCUGCUGCCCCUAGAAGUCUUUCGGCCCGCACAGCCCCUCCGGGGCCUCUCCAGCUGCUAACCGGCUGCCGCCGUUCUCAGGAACGGGAAAUGAGGCCCAUCACAGCUUUCAAGCCGGCUCAGCUGAAUCCCCUUUUCUGA
Molecule: messenger RNA, 1539 nt
Organism: Rangifer tarandus platyrhynchus (Svalbard reindeer)
Lineage: Eukaryota; Metazoa; Chordata; Mammalia; Artiodactyla; Cervidae
Source: the annotation of a GenBank genome assembly